AGUCGUGAACAAUACAUGAAGAGAAGAAGUGUGCCAAAAAUUGUAUAAAAUAAAUUCAUUAAAUUUGCACAAGUUAUUUCCAUUAAAUUCUGUGUUUUAUUAAAAGUUAAUUUGGAAUUUCCUGCACCGGAAGAAAAGGACAAAAUUUUUGAUCCUUCAAAUCACCAGAUAAAUUUUCUAAUAAUUCUGUGUGUCUAAUUAAAGGUAAAAUUCCAAACAUUUGGUCCUUCACCCUACAAGAAGACAGGACGUUCUUCUAGCCAGCAAUAUGUCGAAGGAAACUCGAGCAGCCUACAAGGGACAAUUGACUCAGCAAAGGAAGGCUCUCGAGAGAUACCUGCUGGACAAAAAGCUUCUCAAAAAUGAUGAUGCGGAGGCUGAAUUAAUUUCAAUCCAAUCGCAAAUUGGCCGAAUUGAGCAAAAAUUCCAAGCUGUCCAGGUGGAAAUAAUUGAUGCUACCGAUUCUGAUGCUGCCAAGCUAAAGGAGACUCAGGAACUCAACACUUUCUUGGAAGAUUGCUGCAGAUUGGAAAAAGAUUGCAGCAUCUUGAUUGCAAAGAUCUCUUUGUUGGAACCAAAAGAAGGUGAUCAAGCUGCAGGUGGCAAAGAUGAAGAUUCAAAUAUUGCCAAAAUUAUCAACUUGAUGACACAACAACUGAAGGAGAAUCGCCAACAAAGGAUUUCCGAGGAGAACAAGUUGAAGGAUAUUCUGAGCGCUCAGAAGGAAGAAAUUCGCAGCAUGAUCGAGAAUUCCAGGACGGACAUGGCCAAUUCAACGAUGAGAAGCAACGCAGGCGAUAGUAUCCCUGAAUCAAGAGCUAAAUUGGAGCCCAUUAAACUCCCUACAUUUAGUGGCUCGUAUGUGGAAUGGCACACUUUCAAGAACUUAUUUCUCUCCAGUGUUCACAAGGACACAAGUUUAACCAAGACGCAAAAGAUGCAUUAUUUGCGUUCAGCCACCAGUGGGGAAGCCCUCGCAUUGUUCAGCAGUCUUCCACUCACAGAUGCAAAUUAUGAUGUCGCCUGGUGUAGGCUCGAACAACGCUACGAUGACGAUAUGCUCAUCAUCAGAAGCCAUAUGGAGAACUUCCUGGAGCAACCUCAAAUCACCAAGCCUGAUGCUGCCGCUAUCAGGAAGCUACAAUCGUCUACGUCUCAGGCUUUGGAGGCGAUUGAUGCGCUAGAGUGCUACCAACGAGAUCCCUGGCUUAUCCAUCUGACUUUGAAGCACCUUGAUCGUCAAACGCAAGCAUUGUGGAGCGAAAAGAAGCCAGAACGAGUGCCGCAGUGGAGAGAUUUCGACAACUUCCUCAACGCAAGAUGCCGCAACCUUGAGUCGUGCCCACAACCGACUCCCAUGCCUCAGCAGCAGCAUCAGCAGCGCAGUAAGUCUAACAAUAAGGCGUCUAGUUGUGUUACGUCUAAUGGUACGAAAAAGAAAGAAAAUUGUAUGUACUGUAAAAUCAAUCCCCAUAGAUUGUACAAGUGUAGAAAAUUCUUAGGCCUUGCUCAUAAGCAGAGAGUAGAUGUAGUUAAGAGUCUCAAACUUUGCCCGAAUUGCCUCAUUGAAUCUCACCCUAUUGAGUCAUGUAGUUAUCAAUCUUGCAAAGAAUGCUCCCAAAAACAUAAUCACCUCCUGCAUGCAGCAUAUGUUGACCCAACCCCCCAGCCUGUUGCUACACCCCAAGUGAACAAUUUAUCCUUUGGGGGCCUUGAAUUCCCUUCCACCAAUACUGCUACCCUAAGCUGUUCUGGAGCAAUUGGGGGAGUGAACUCCAAAGUACUGUUUGCAACCGCCAUGGUGAAGGUACUGGGCAACAACAACACCCAGAUGUGCAGAGUUUUAUUGGAUCCCGCAUCCCAGAUAAAUAUCAUCACAACUCAUUUGAGUCAGUCCUUGCGUUUAAUUCCCAAGCGAACGAAUCUCAUAGUUGAAGGAGUAGGAUCUGUGGCUCAUCCAAGUCACAAAGAGGUGCAGCUGCGCAUUCAAUUUGAAAGAGGCCAAGAAAUCAUCACUGAUGCAUUGGAUUGUCUCGUCAUGCCAAAGGUUGUUGGGGAACAGCCUAACUGGGAUGUGGAUCUCUCAAAAAUUCAUUUGCCCCCUCAUAUCAAAUUAGCUGACCCCAAUUGGUGUGUACGACAGAAAAUUGACCUCCUCAUCGGGGGAGCUCACGCUUGGGAUUAUUUGGGAACCGAAAGAUAUUCUCUUGGGCAAGAUUUGCCGUGGAUUUGGCAAAGUGUGUUUGGAGCCGUGAUUGUAGGCCCAUGCUUCGGUGCCGAAACAGCACAAACUGCAGUUGCCUCAUGCAACGCAGUCACACUCUCCAGCAUUGAUCGUACGUUGCGGAAAUUCUGGGAGUUGGAGGAAGUUCCAAAGGAGCAGAUUUCUCAAGUGGAACAUGAGGAAGUUGAGACACAAUUUCGCUUGACAACUUAUAGGAAUCCUGAGGGUCGCUAUGUGGUAGAACUUCCAGUCAGACCAGAGAUCACGAGUCUCCCCAACAACAAACUCAUUGCCACACGCCAAUUGAAUUACUUGCUCCCACGAUUGAAGAAAAACCCCAAAUUACAUCUCGAGUAUGGAAACAUUUUCAAGGAAUACCUUUCCCUAAAAAUGAUUGAAAGGGUUCCAAUGGAUGAGUUGCAAAAUCCUUCAUUUUACCUCCCACACCAUGCAGUGAUCAAGGAAAAUGCUGUGUCUACAAAGAUAAGGAUUGUAUUUAAUGCAAGCUCUCCAGCUACGGGACGUAGUCUCAAUUUUUACCUCAAAAUGUGUCCGGUGGUGCAGCCCACGCUUAUUUCGAUACUCUGGAGAUUCCGUUUACACGAGAUUGCCUUCACAUGUGAUAUAGUGAAGAUGUACCUCCAGGUAUUGCUGCAUUCACCACACAAGGAUUUACACCGAUUUCUCUGGGAAGAAGAGGGUAAGAUUGUAGAAUUUCGCUUCACCAGGGUAUGCUUUGGAGUCGCUGCCUCCCCAUAUCUUGCAACCCGUGUGCUGAUUCAGAUUGCUGACGACGAAGGUCAUAAGUUCCCUUUGGCUGCUCCAGUAUUGCGAUUGAACGUUUACGUUGAUGACAUCCUGAUUUCAACAUCCACUAUUGAAGAGGCACUUGCAAUCAAACAGCAACUGAUCGACAUGUUGAGAACCGCAGGGAUGGAGUUGUCCAAGUUUCAUGCAAAUCGACCGGAACUCCUAACAACGGAAGACGGCACUGAAUCGGAAUCUACAUCUCACAUUCUGGACCAGGAAGCAAAAACUCUUGGAAUCAUUUGGACUCCACGUUCCGAUGUUUUUCAAUUUCGUGUUGCUGAUGAUCUAGCAUCAAUCCCAGCAACAAAGCGCCAUAUUCUUUCAACGAUUAUGCGCAUUUUUGAUCCCUGUGGGCUUAUUGGUCCCGUGGUGACUACUGCCAAACUGACUCUACAGAAGCUGUGGACCAAGAACGUUGGCUGGGACGACCCUGUACCAGAAGAGUUGGCCAAGGAGUGGCAAAAAUUCAUUUCGGAUCUCGUUUGCAUUACUGAGCUGAGCAUUCCCAGAUGGAUAUGUAAGAUUCCCAUUGUGCAUCACCGCGAAUUGCAUGCAUUCUGCGACGCCAGCAGCGUAGCAUAUGGCGCUGCCGUUUAUGUGGUGUACGAAGACAAGGAUGGAAAUCGCGCUUCUGGAUUGCUAACUGCGAAGUCCAAGGUAACCCCCAUCAAAUCAAAGGAGGAUCCAACGAAGGAAUUAACAAUUCCAAAGGCUGAACUUACUGCUGCAGAGUUAGGUGCGAAGCUCAUGAAUGUCGUUGGAGAGGCAUUGGGCAUCGAGGAUCGCUACUAUUGGACAGAUGCAAUGGCGGUUGUCUACCAAAUUCAUUCAUCGACGCCUCACAAGAAUCCCUACGUCAGAGGAAGAGUUUCAAAGAUUCGCAAUCUCUCAAACCAUUCUCAAUGGAACCACGUACCAACUGGUGAAAAUCCUGCGGAUGCGUUGUCCCGAGGUUCAACGGUGCGCGCUUUGAUCUCAAAUUCCUUAUGGUGGAGCGGGCCUGGGUGGUUGAGUGAAUCUCAGAGUCAAUGGCCACAAAAAUUUUCUCCAGAAUUAGCCACCAAAUCUCUCCCACAUUUAUCUUCAUUUGCGUGCACUGAAUCAGUUCCAGUCACACCUGAGAUUCCAAUUCCAACAAUUCACAGCCAACUUGUAGAAAAAUGUGGCUCAUUCCUGAAGGCAACAAGAGUGGUAGCCUGGGUUCGCCGAGCUGUAGCUCUUUUUAAGGCUCCCAACAGACGCAUCACUCGAAGUACAAGCCGCAGCCCGAUGUAUCAGCCGUUUCUACUGCCUUCGGAGCUACGAGCAGCCGAAAUCUACAUCAUCAGAUGGGAACAGGAACUCAAUUUGGGCAAAGAAAUCUCUCUUCUCAAGGCCAAUAAGCGCAACAAAGUCAAACAUUCUCUACGCAAAUUGUAUCCCUUUCUUGAUCAGCAGGGAGUCUUGCGGCUUGGUGGGAGAAUUGAUGCUGCCGACAAUUCUUAUGAGGCCAGACAUCCGAUUAUACUUCCAACCAGCAAAGUCGCAGAAUGGAUCAUCUAUGCAGAACAUUCGAAUCUUUUACACGCUGGAAUCCAACACACCCUUUUUUCCCUGAAACAAAAGUACUGGAUCCUUGGAGGUCGCCAAUUGGUCAACAAACUUCUCGCGCAAUGUGUCAUCUGCAUCAAAGCUAAACCGAAAGUUUCGGAGCAACUGAUGGGAUCGCUGCCUCAAUGCAGAGUGACUUUGGAUUAUCCAUUUAAGCACACUGGCGUUGAUUUUACGGGGCACGUUAUGAUCAAAAGGACUCCGCGAGGUGUUGGACUAAAGGCCUAUGUGUGUAUAUUUGUGUGCAUGGCGAGUAAGGCAGUUCAUCUCGAAGUCGUCACAACACUUUCUUCGCAAGGAUUUUUGAGUGCCUUUCGACGAUUUAUUGCACGAAGAACCACGCCAGCCCAUAUGUACAGCGAUAAUGGUACCAACUUCGUUGGGGGAGCAAAGGAAUUGCAGCGAUUGUUCUCAGAUCACAAUGUUCAGAAGGAGGUGGUCGAUUUUUCAUCACCAAUGAAUAUUAUAUGGCAUUUCAAUCCGCCCUCUGCCCCACACCAUGGAGGUCUGUGGGAGGCAGAAGUAAAGAGUUUCAAGCAUCAUUUCAAGAGAGUGAUCGGCUCAACUGUCCUGACUUAUGAAGAACUCAACACGAUGGUCGUCCAGAUUGAAGCAACACUGAAUAGUCGACCUCUUGUGGCUGUCCAAGACAAGCCCGGAGACAUUCAUUGUCUCACUCCUGGAGAUUUUCUUCAUCCAAAGGCACCCACACAACUUCCGGUUGCACAGGAUAUGCCCAAUAGUGUUGGCUACGUUCGUCGUUGGCACCUGUGCACCAAACUCAGAGAUGAUCUUCUACGUCGUUGGAAAUCGGAGUACCUUCACACUUUGCAACAGCGCCAUCGAUGGAACCUGCAACAUCCGGACAUCUCACCGAAGGAUGUCGUUUUGUUGAAGCAGGAAGCUAUGGGGAAUGUCGACUGGCCAAUGGGAAUUGUGGAGGAGGUAUAUCCAGCCAAAGGUGAUGGACACGUCAGAGUAGCACAGGUGUGGGUGAAGGGUGAGGAAGCAUUGUGA
This is a messenger RNA of Lutzomyia longipalpis, 5641 nucleotides long. RefSeq lists its product as uncharacterized. Lineage: Eukaryota; Metazoa; Arthropoda; Insecta; Diptera; Psychodidae. Gene Ontology annotation, biological process: DNA integration. The transcript is spliced from 3 exons. Bases 269 to 5641 code for a protein of 1790 amino acids. Gene Ontology annotation, molecular function: nucleic acid binding. The record is from RefSeq and is a predicted model, not a curated record.